GUCGAAGUCGAAGUCGAAAUCGAAGUCGAAUCCUGAAUCGUAACAUUCGAUAAGAAAUAAUCGAUAAUGAAUGAUCUCGGAGCACCUUUCACAAGAUAGAUUCCUAUCUGUGAACUACGCAUUGUACUUGAUUUGUCAAUAAUCGAGGAUAAAAUUAAAUGCCGGAUUAAUUUGUUCGGCAUAAUUGAAAUAAGUUGAAAAAGAAAAAGGAAGAGUUCAGGAACAAUGUGGCGUGUCCCGAAAUUGGUUUUUCGGGCCGAAGCCCUCCUUGUUCGGAUGAAAGUAUUAAUACCGAAGACUGAAAUGGUUUAACCGAAGAAUACAUUUCUCAAGUACUUCUCAGUACUAUUCCAAAAAAUAAACACGUCUUCUUCGGGGGUGAAGAUCUGCCCGGUAAUUCGUUUUUUCAAAAAUGGCAUCACAGAGUCAAAAUGACACGAAUGUAAGUUCAACUAUUUCACCGGCAAAUGGAUCAUCCGGAUCAUCGACGACCAUGUCGGUCUGCACCACGAAGAUGCAGUCAUUGGAUUCAACACCAUCCUCUCAACCUUAUCAACAUUCAUCGCCAUCGUUAUCACCAUCACCAUCACCGUCGCCGUCGCCGUCGUUGAUGCAGCAACAGCAACAUCAACAAAUUCUGCAAUCUAACAAUGUAGAGGCAAUUGACAAGAACUCUUCCAAUACAUUAAAACGCAAUCCAAAAAUGGAACUAAGCAAAACUGAUUUAUUAAUAUUAUUAGGACAUCUUGAAGGAGAAUUACAGGCAAGAGAUAUUGUAAUAGCAGUAUUAAAGUCAGAGAAAUUGAAACACCUGUUAAGUACUAAAUAUUUGAGUGGAACUUUAGAUCCACAUGCUGCACUUGCUCGUGAUGUAGUAUUAGUAGGUGGUGUAAGCGAACACGAACCAAAUCAAAUAGAUAAACAGGUUGCUACUUUAGAGGCACUCGUAACCCAACAAAGACGUAUGCAAUCUAAAAUGACCAAAAUUCUCAAAGAAGCUGAGCUUAGACAUAGAGCAGUUAUUAAAGAACUGGAGGAAGAAAAACGAAAACACGAACACGACACCGCGCAGGGUGAUGAUAUAACGUACGGGCUGGAAAAAGAGAGAACACGUUUGAAAAAAGAAUUAGAAUUAGAGAAACAAGAAAAAAAAAGACUGGAAUUAGAAAUAAAGAAAGCAAGCGAUACUUUGGAGGAAGAAAAAACACGGCAAAAGCAAAUAGUACUUCUUCUAUUGGCCGAACGUAAAAAAAUAAUUAUGAAAUAUAUAGAAGAAAGGAAGAGGUCGGAAGAUUUGGCGCAGAUAUUAAGCGAAGAAAAAAUAAGAGUCGAUUCUAUGGCUGAAGGACUGGAAGAGGAAAGUAAGAAGUCGUUGCAAAUGGAGGCAGAAUUAGAGAAACAACUUGCACAAUUUGAUAUGGAGAGGCAGCAAUAUAGGCAAGCUUUAGCAAAAGAGGAAAAAAGGGUUAAGGAUCUCGAGUUAGAAUUAGAUAAACUUAAAAGUGAAAUGGACAUGUGGAAAGAGUCUCAAACACGAGGUUCUCCAAGGGGUGUGGGUACAAUUCCACCACCACCUCCAGCAAAACCAGCUAACUUAAUUGCUAUGCCUACGGUUAGGCCCGCUAGUGCUCCACAGACAAUUAGAAGCACAGUACUGGGCACUGAGACACCAAUGGUUAGUAGUAAAGUCGUUCAACCCACUGCCACGGUAUCUAGUGUUCCUGUCAGCGGUCCAACUACUGGGAUUGCUAGGUCAGUAACUCCUGGACAGGCAUUACGCGGGGUCUCGUACACGUCCAAUAUUACGUCUUCUAGUGGAGAAAGUGCAACUUCUGAAACCCAGGCUGUAGAGAAACGUGUGGUUGUACCUGCUCCUGUAAAUCCUGGAGGCACGGUAAAACUUAUACCGUCAACGCAAACUGCAGGAAAGCUUGGUUUUAAUGUUGGCUCUGGUUCGGCGGUUCAAGCAUCUGGUAUGCUGCCAUCGAAAAAGCCACCGAUAUCUCGCGGUGUUCCUCCUCCAGUGCCACCAAAUAAACCAGUAGUACCGCCUAAAAAGGAAGCUGCUUAUCUUAGGAGGACUGAAUCAUCGCAAGCAACUCAGGAUACUGUGAAACUUGGUAAACAAGCUGCGCCACAUCCUGCAGCUGGAUCUACUGCUCCUCAAGUACAACAGGCAAUAGCUGCUCUUACUCAAGCCUCCGAUGAAGAGGUUAGUAAUGUAGCUCCCUUGUCCUGUUUGUCCAGAAUUUCAUUUUAAUAUCAUACAUUCUUGUAUUAUUAACGUCAACCAUAUUAACAGUUUCAUCGGGUACUUAAGAAAGUAUUACACUGCAACGUUGUACGUGAUUUCUCAACCGAGUUUAUUGCUCCUAUUCAUAUUCAAAGAGUUCUUGAACAACUUUGUUGGGUAGCCGAUGAAUCAACAUAGUAAAUAUAUCUCUUCUUGAUCUUUCUUUCACACGCAAUUCAGAGCUGGUGAAUAUGAUUUCAGACGAAACCACGUUGAUUUAACAGCGAAUAGAAAAAAAAAGUAAGCAUUACUAACAUUUAAGAAAGUCUGAAAUAAGCCGUGUAACGUGAUUAGAACACGGUGGCGUUGCGUGUUUGGAACUACACAACGGGGGAUUCUCGAUAACCAACGUUUCUGAAUCAACGAAAGAAACGUACGUGCCCGAACAACAUUGUUCAUCGAUUGAUUUUACUUCGCGUAUACCAUAAGAUACCCUUAAAACGAUAUCGCUAGAUCUCGUAAGGAUCUGAAGGAUCCAUUGUAGCGAUAUACAACCGGCGACAACAUCAACAACUGGAGAACAAUGCUUGUAAUAUUGUACUAUAGACCGAGUGAUUCGAUCGAUAAACGGAUCAUUUAAACUAUUUAAGGUAGACACUGUAGAUUCCGUAGUUUAUUAUCCGCGAUCUUUCCGAAUUACGUUAAAGUCAUUAGAUAAAAUUAAUGUCGUUGUAACGUGCUACUCGUAAGAAGGAACGAUACUGUUGUCAACAGUGGACGUGAAUAAUAAAUGUUUAUGCAACAGGGA
Molecule: messenger RNA, 3041 nt
Organism: Osmia bicornis bicornis
Lineage: Eukaryota; Metazoa; Arthropoda; Insecta; Hymenoptera; Megachilidae
Gene: Naus
Product: CTTNBP2 N-terminal-like protein
Exons: 7
Coding region: 413-2260 (615 amino acids)
Source: RefSeq, a predicted model, not a curated record